GCGAGCGGACCCGGCAGCUGCUUCAACCAGCGAGAAUGGAGCCAGCCCAGCGUGGAGGUUCUGAGACUGUGGCAGGGCAGGGGACAGGAGCAAGUGCUGAGACUGUGGCAGGGCAGGCGACAGGAGCAAGUGCUGAGACUGUGGCAGGGCAGGCGACAGGAGCACGUUCUGAGACUGUGGCAGGGCAGGCGACAGGAGCAAGGGCUGAGACUGUGGCAGGGCAGGCGACAGGAGCAAGGGCUGAGACUGUGGCAGGGCAGGCGACAGGAGCACGUUCUGAGACUGUGGCUGGCCAGGUGACAGGAGCACGUUCUGAGACUGUGGCAGGGCAGGCGACAGGAGCAAGGGUCCCUCACCCCACCACGUUCAUGGAGUGGAUGCGGCAAAAGAAAAUGACUCUCAAACUUGCUGUUCAUGGGAACCACCUGGAAGUUGUUGAGUUACUGAUGCUGAUUCAGCAGGUCUGGGAGAGGUGCAGCAGGAGUCUGUGUCCAGAGGAAGCUUCUGAGCAGGAGCAGGGCUGCUCCCCGGGGGAACUGAGGCUUCUCCUCCUAGGGAAGAAGGGCGCAGGGAAAAGCGCCACAGGAAACAUCAUUCUGGGCAGAGAUGUGUUUGUGUCCAAAUUCAGUGCACGGAUGGUGACGGAAAAGUGCCAGAGAGAGAGUGGGGACGUGAUGGGCAAGAAGGUGGUGGUCAUUGACACCCCCGACCUCUUCUCCUCCGCAGCUUGUGCCGAAGACAAGCGACGCAACGUGAAAUGCUGCCUGGAGCUCUCGGCCCCCAGCCUCCACGCCCUGCUUCUGGUGAUCCCCAUCGGCCACUGCUCGGAGGAGGACAGACAGGCCAUUGAGGGCAUUAGGAAGGUGUUUGGAGAGGGAGCCAGGAGGCACAUCAUUAUCAUCUUCACUAGGAAGGACGAUCUGGGGAAUGUCUCCAUGCAGGAUUACCUUGACCAAAAUAGCUCAGUCCGAGAGUUGGUUGAAGCCCAUGGGAGCCGAUACUGGGCUUUCAACAACAAGGUGGGGGAGGAGCUGGGGGAGGCCAAGCGGGCCAUCCAGGUGAUGGAGCUCCUCGACCUGGUCAAGCGUUUGGUGGAGGCAAAUGGAGGACCCUAUCAUGUGAACUGCAGAAACGAAGGCGGUGGAUUCCAGGGCUGUGUGAAAGAAGGCACAUUGCAGAAGGCGGACGAUCCACAUGGCCCAGGGGAGCAGCUGCCGCUGGCCUCGGGGUCUGAGAUGAACCCCAGGCCGUCAGAACUAAAGGUCCUGCUCAUUGGGAAGCGUGGUGCCGGGAAAAGUACAGCCGGAAACAGCCUGGUGGGGAGGCACGUCUUCAAGACCAAGUUCAGUGACCUCCCAGUAACCAUGAAGUUUGAGUCUGAGAGCAGAAUGUGGAGAAAGAGGAAAAUUAUGAUCAUUGAUGGUCCAGACUUGUCAUUUUCAGAGGACCUGAUAUCAGAUCUUCGGAAACAAACCCCAGAGGGCCCCCACGCCUUCCUGCUGGUGACCCCCCUGGGCUCCUUUGCUGAGAGAGAUAAGAAGCUGCUGGACACCGUCCAAAGCAGUUUUGCAGACGAAGUCACUAAGUACAUGGCCGUUCUCCUCACCAGGAAAGAAGAUCUAGGGGGUCAGGAAGUAGAGACGUUUUUGAAGAGCAAUGCAGACCUCCGUGAGUUCAUCCAGAAAUGUGGGGGCCGAUCCAGCGUCUUCAACUACAGGGCCACAGGAGAGGAGGAGCAGAGCCAGGUGGACAAACUGCUGCAGAGGCUUGUGGACAUGGCAGAGCAGAAUGGAGACCAGUCCUGCAGCUUUGGAAAGGAAGAGGUCCUGACCAUCGUCCUGGUGGGGCGGAGCGGGACUGGGAAGAGUGCCACCGGGAACACCAUCCUCGGGAGGUCUGUCUUCCUCUCUCGGCUCCAAGCCCAGCCGGUCACCAAGACAUGCCAGAAGGGCAAGAGGAAAGGGGCUGAGUGGGACAUCGUGGUGGUGGACACUCCCGGGCUCUGCCCGAUGUCCCGUGAUCCAUCCCAGCUGGAGAUGGUCCGCCCCUACGUGCCCGCCAGUGGAAGGAAUACGGUUCUGGUCCUGGUGCUGCAGCUGGGACGGGUCAUUCACGAGGACGAGGAGGCGGUGAAGAUGCUGGAGACCCACUUCGGAAAGGAUGUCACGAAACGCAUGAUUGUGCUUUUCACCCGGAAGGAAGACCUGGGGGCUGAGGACAUUACCUAUUACUGCGCCAACACAGAUGACAGAGCUGUGAAGGGGAUCAUUAGAAAGUGUGGGGUGGAGCGAGUUUGUGCUUUUAACAACAAUGAAACUGGCCAGGCCAGGGAAGACCAAGUGGCAGUCCUUUUGAAAAUGGCCAGUGAGCUGAUAGGUAACCAUAAAGAGGGCUCGGAUUUUCUUUUAUGUGGGGAACAACAGCGAAAAAACUCCAAGGGUGCCUGGUCCCUCAAAUUGCCAUUCGGACUGCAAGGAGUUUAAAAGACUGGUGGUCAUAGCUGGGUGAAAUACCUUUGGUCUCCUAGUUAGUGGCCUGCUCAGGAUGGGGGGUGAGGGUGGGGUAGGGGAGGGCUGGUGGGUGGGAAGAAGGUUCCUGAUGCCGCGGGCUGAGGGUCAGUGCCUCUUACCAUGCGAUGCGUCAGCUCUCUGUAGGUAAAUGCACUGUCAGGCUGGGGCAGGCAGUAGGGAUUAUAACGGAGCAAGGAGAAAUAAGGAAGGGGAAGGCUUCAGAGGUGAGGCUGGUAUUCAGUCAGAAUCAAGUCACCAGGCUCCUCUUCCUUGUGUAGGUAGAUUGGAGUCAGGACAGACACCAGGACCAAGGCCAAAGCCAAGGCCAGCCUGUGGCCAGAACACACAUGGCUACACAGGAACCAGGGCUUCCAGAUACGGGAGCACAAGGCAUUGACCAGCUAAGCCCUGGGCGUGGCAGGAGGAGGAGCUGGGCUCCCUGGGUGGCUGGCUGCGUGCUGGGUCUGCUUGCCCCUGAACUGCCCUUCCUCCCCCCCUCCCCCCCAGGUGGCUGUCCCUUGUGCUGUCUCCUUUUCAAUGCUGAGUGCACAGGGACCCAGUCACCCCCUCUUUGUUGUCCCUGAGGAUGUGAAGACGACUCUGUGAGGUCUGAACACACUGUACUGUGAAGUCAUCACAUGGAGUGAACAGACUAGAACAAAACUCAGAAGCUCAGUAGAAGUGCCAAGGUUAGCCCAGCUGGCAAAGCUUUAAGAUUCUAAGUAUAAUUUUAGAUUUCCUCUAGCAAAGGGUAUUGAAAACUCCUUUUCACUGUUGAGCCUCUCUCCUUUAGAGGGCUCGGCAUUAGGUUAAACCUCAGAGGGCUCACGUGGUAACGGCUGACACUCUAGGGGCUUCAGUGUCCCAUGUCCGGGGGCCGGCUGGGGGAGGCAGGUGUGGUGCCAGCCGUCCAGCCUCCUUCUUGUGUUGCCUCUGCACUUCCGGCUGCCGCUCUGUCCCAGGUGGUGGGUGAUGUCCUACUCAGCUGUGAGCAGAUACAGCUGAGAGCUGCCUGCUGGGGGCGCUGUGUGAGAUGAGAACUAUGGGAUGUUCUCCCAGCAGCUGAAGGGCCAGGCGGCUCCAAUAUUAACCACUUCAUAGAUGCUUUGGGGACAGAAUCUGUGUCACGUUUGGGUUUUCAAAGUAUCAGCUUACCUUCAAGAUUGAGCCUUUUAUAAGAGCACUGGCUGUGCCCAUGAAAACUUUUGUACCUUGUGUGACCCUUCGUAUCGCAAAUUCUGGAGAAUGUACGAGUCAGCAUGCUCAGUUGAGUGAAAUAAUAAAGAUGAGCUGUAUUAGGAA
Messenger RNA from Phyllostomus hastatus (greater spear-nosed bat), 3812 nucleotides. RefSeq names its product GTPase, IMAP family member 8 (gene GIMAP8). Lineage: Eukaryota; Metazoa; Chordata; Mammalia; Chiroptera; Phyllostomidae. The coding region runs from base 36 to 2483 and encodes 815 amino acids. The record is from RefSeq and is a predicted model, not a curated record. Gene Ontology annotation, cellular component: endoplasmic reticulum. Gene Ontology annotation, molecular function: GTP binding. The transcript has 7 exons.